Diutina rugosa is the source of this 1416-nucleotide messenger RNA. RefSeq names its product MCT family MFS transporter. The transcript has a single exon. The coding region runs from base 1 to 1416 and encodes 471 amino acids. Gene Ontology annotation, cellular component: fungal-type vacuole membrane. The record is from RefSeq and is a predicted model, not a curated record. Lineage: Eukaryota; Fungi; Ascomycota; Pichiomycetes; Serinales; Debaryomycetaceae. Gene Ontology annotation, molecular function: transmembrane transporter activity. Gene Ontology annotation, biological process: transmembrane transport.
AUGUCUCGAACCAUCGAGCUUCAACCGAUGGAGGGUCUGUCUACUCAUCAUCGGAUGGUCACUCUCAAAGACAAAUCGAAGGAGGAGCAUCUGGCUGAACAUGAUGAACAAGAUAUCGAGCAAACUGUGCUGGUUCCCGAUUCCGAUGAUGAAUCGCAUGACGUGUAUCCUGAGGGUGGCCUAAGAGCGUACCUCGUUGUGUUGGGGGGAUUUUUUGGUUGUAUUGUCAACUUAGGUGUUCUCAACUCUAUUGGGGCGGUACAAAUGUGGGUGUCUGGACAUCAACUCAAGUAUUACCUGGCGCUGACUAUUUCCUGGAUUUUUUCAAUCUAUUUGGCAUUGACCUAUAUGCUUGCCAUCAUUGCCGGUCCUAUAUUCGACCGUUACGGCCCACGGCAUAUCAUGAUUGUGUCAGCUCUUCUCAUGUUUGGUGGUCUUAUGGGAGUUGCGAGUGCCACCGAAUUAUGGCAAUUUGCGUUGGGGUUCAUCUGCCUUGGGACCGGUAAUGGGCUUGGCAUGAGUCCUCUGAUUUCCACUCUUAGUCAUUGGUUUUUUGAGAAACGAGGCACGAUGGUGGGUUUUGCGACACUGGGUGGCCUGGUGGGGGGUUUGGUGUUUCCACUUAUGCUCCGAUAUGCUUAUUCCAAAUACGGCUUCGAAUGGGCCAUCAGAAUUUUGGCGUUCACGACUUUGGGUUGUAUGGUAGUUGCUACUGCGUUGGUAAAAGAACGCUUUCGCCGACUGCCACUGCAAAUGUCUGAAAACCAUCGACUGACACUGAAAUGGGGUCACCUCAAAAGCAAAGUUUCUUUGAAGUUCCUCGUUGAGUUAGAUCGUCGUUAUUGGAUACUUGUUGCUGGUGGAUUUUUUGCUGAGCUCUCACUAGUGUUGAUCAUGACAUACUUCUCAACUUAUUGUAUUGCAAAGGGCCAGACAGAAUCAACGUCAUUGUUAUUGGUGACAGUAUGGAACGCUACUGGUAUUCCUGGACGAAUUGUCCCUAACUUCGUCAGUGACUAUUUGGGCCGGUUCAACAUGAAUGUGGCAAUGAUUCUAGGAUACACAAUUGUCAUUUGGGCAGUUUGGCUUCCGCUAGGUCAUUUGGUUGGGGCGCUUUAUGCAUUUGCUGCCAUUGGUGGAUUCUUUUCUGGCUCAAUUCUUCUGCUAUUGCCAGCAUGCCUCUCGCAAAUCACGCCUGUGAGGGAGAUCGGAAUCCGUUAUGGUAUAGUCAACUUUGUGUUAUCCAUUGCGAACUUAUUUGGCGUCCCAAUAGCACUGGCAAUCAUCGGUCAGGGUACACUGAGCGACUAUGACAAAUUCGUAAUUUUUGUCGCUUGUUUAGCCACCGCAGGUUUGGUGUUAUGGUACGUCGACCGUGGCGCGGUGGCAGGGUAUAAAGUGAACAUUAAAGUGUGA